Paecilomyces variotii is the source of this 2435-nucleotide messenger RNA. RefSeq lists its product as hypothetical. The transcript is spliced from 2 exons. The record is from RefSeq and is a predicted model, not a curated record. Gene Ontology annotation, molecular function: oxidoreductase activity, acting on CH-OH group of donors; flavin adenine dinucleotide binding. NCBI's taxonomy places the organism in Eukaryota, Fungi, Ascomycota, Eurotiomycetes, Eurotiales, Thermoascaceae. The coding region runs from base 110 to 2122 and encodes 670 amino acids.
CCUACCAUCUCAUGUAGGACUCUGCCAACCAGCCAUUCAAUAUUCCGACCAUCAGUCAUUCUUUCUUGCGUUGUCUGGAUAUUGGGACGUAAGAGCCCCCGUUGCGAAAAUGCUUGUCAUUAAAACCCUUAGUUUGCUUUCUCUUUUUUCUGCGGCCUUCGCGAAUACCCACGCCCAGAGCCAUAGUAGAUUUCACUACCGCUCUAAUAAUGUCACCGUCGACGAGUACGAAUAUGUAGUCGUCGGUUCCGGUCCUGGAGGUGGCCCCCUGGCGGCCAGACUAGCUAUGGCUGGUCACAAAGUGCUCCUGAUUGACGCUGGUGAUGACCAGGGAAAUAACACGAUCCAGGAAGUGCCAGCCUUGCAACUGCAGUCGACGGAGGAUGAGCUCCAGAGAUGGGACUACUUCGUCAACCAUUACUCUGACCUGGAGCGCCAGGAACAAGACAGCAAGAUGACCUACAAGACACCUUCUGGUGAGCUCUAUGUUGGACAAAACCCUCCUCAGGGUUCAGAGCCCCUGGGUAUUCUCUACCCUCGCGCGGGUACGCUUGGUGGCUGCUCGGCACACAAUGCCAUGAUUACCAUCUAUCCCUUCGAGAGUGACUGGAACAAUAUGGUCUCGGUUACUGGAAACGAUUCCUGGGCGCCCGCCAACAUGCGGGACUAUUUCGUGCGCUUGGAACGCAAUCGCUAUCUCCCAAACGAUGUCAUUGGUCAUGGUUACGAUGGAUGGCUCGAGACUAGCUUGACAGACUUGACUCUGGUGGCCGAAGAUCCCAAGCUGCUUUCUCAGGUCAUCGCAUCUGCAACUGCAGCCGGCAAAGGCCUUGUGGGAAUGGUGCUCAACACCGUUGUUGGACUUGGUAAAGUCCUCGCCCUAGACCUCAACAACGACCUCCCCGGUCGUGACAAGGAGACUGGCCCUUGGCAAGUUCCUCUGGCUGUUAAGCUUCCUGACCAGAAACGUACCGGCCCCCGCGACUUUGUGAUGGAGGUUCUCACUGCUACCAACCCUGAUGGGUCCAAGAAGUACCCGCUCGACCUGCAGCUGGAGACUCUGGUUACCAAAAUCCAAUUCGAUACCUCUGGCUCUACGCCUAAGGCUGUUGGAGUUGAAUAUCUGAAGGGCAAGAGCCUGUACCGGGCUGACCCUCGCUCUGGCAACGUCACUGGAGGUGUUCCUGGCAGCGUCAAGGCUAGCCGUGAAGUUAUCAUUGCGGCCGGUUCAUUCAACACCCCUCAACUCCUGAAACUCAGUGGUAUCGGACCCAAGGAGGAACUCCAGCAGUUCGGUAUCAACACUCUUAUCGAUCUUCCCGGUGUGGGCAAGAACCUCCAGGACCGCUACGAGACCACUGUCGUUGGCAAGGCCCCGACCGACUUCGUGAUCACCCAGAAGUGCACCUUCAUGCAGAAGCAGCCUGAUCCGUGUUACGAGCAGUGGAAGAACAAUGCUAUCGGAAAGGGCGUUUACGGAUCGAACGGUAUCGCCAUCGCUGUCACCUACAAGUCUUCCACUGCCGAUGAUGAUGAGCCUGACCUCCUGAUCUCCGGUGCCCCUGCCAACUUCCGCGGAUACUUCCCUGGAUACGCCGACAACGCCUUGGCAGAUGCAAAGCACUGGGCCUGGAUCACCCUCAAGGCUAGGAGCCGUAACAAUGCUGGAACGGUUGCCCUGCGCUCUGCCGACCCUCGUGAUACCCCCGUCAUCAACUUUAACUCGUUUGACACCGGUGUCACCGCCAAUGGCGCCGCCGACAAGGACCUCCAGGCCUCUUACGAAGGCCAGAUGUUCGCCCGUAAAAUCUUCAAGGACCUUAUCCCCUUGGACGGCUCCUUUGCGGAAACCUGGCCCGGCACCAACGUUACGACUGAAGAAGAGAUGAAGGACUUCAUCAAGCGCGAGGCUUGGGGACACCAUGCCUGCUGCACUGCUCCUAUCGGAGCCGACGACGACCCCAACGCUGUCCUGGACGGUGACUUCCGGGUCCGUGGCGUUGACGGUCUCCGUGUCGUCGACGCGUCGAUCUUCCCCAAGAUCCCCGGCUACUACAUCGCUGUGCCCAUCUACAUGGUCAGCGAGAAGGCCUCCGAUGUUAUCCUGGCGGAUGCUUCUUAGAUUUAUCAUCAUAUGCGUUGUCUAGACCGGCUAUGAAUUCACGUCGGCUUUUCCCCUGUGGGUGUGGGUGCCCUGGCUAUUCUGUUUUUCUCUUAUUCCAAUCCAUUCCCCUUCUUGCCCUCCAGUGUCCGAGGUACUGGUAUUAUAAGCUGGUGUGUGCCUUUUUUCCAUGUAAUUAGUACGGUUUCGAGAGACCUCUUUCUGCUUCUUAUUCUUCAGGUAUAUAAAAAUUACAAUUAUCUUCGGCUGGCGUCAGGUGUUAUCCUGUACAGUUAAUUAGCGAUAUCGUCACAUUGAGAAUUGAUUACGAGUC